Trichomonas vaginalis G3 is the source of this 3948-nucleotide messenger RNA. RefSeq names its product armadillo (ARM) repeat-containing protein family. The coding region runs from base 1 to 3948 and encodes 1315 amino acids. Lineage: Eukaryota; Parabasalia; Trichomonadida; Trichomonadidae. The record is from RefSeq and is a predicted model, not a curated record. The transcript has a single exon.
AUGAAUGAUUCUUUUUCGACAGAUCCAAACUUUGCAAAGAUGAUUAAAUAUGUUAUAAAUAAAUCAACAGAUACAGGAGAACUCAUCCAAGCAAUCCAAUCAUUCAGAAACUCAUUAAAUCUUCGCUAUGUUUCACAAUUUUUAAAACCACACCUUAAUUGUUCACUUAUCAUGAAAGAUGUAUGGGAUAUAUUAUUCACACUUGUCGAACAUCCAGAUUCCAAUGUUCGAAUGUCAGUAUAUAACACUAUGGGCGCAAUAAUCUUCUUUUUAGGGCCAUUUAUAUCAGUAUACAUUGUCAAUUCAUUUCUCAAAGCCAUCCAAAAUCUUCAACCGAGCCAAUACACAUCACUUGCAGUCAUUUCCUGCUAUUGCCACUUGACUCCUUACAUUUCUUUGCUCCACGAGAACGAGUUUUAUUCAUCACUGCCUAUAAUUCAACAUUUCUCAUUCUAUGCACCUGAAAAUCACAAGUAUUUCCUGACUCUUUUCUCUAUUCUCACUCCAAAUAAUGAAUUUUGUUUUUCUGUCUAUAAUACAUUACUUCAGAGUUUUGGAAAGGAUCCAACACCUGAACUCGUCAAGUCUUUAUACGAAUUACUCAAACAUUCCCCUGAAAUUUUGUCACAAGAUUAUUAUUUAUUUUCCAAACCGGAAUUUUCGAAAUUACUGCUUAUGAUUUCACCACAAAUCCUCCAAAAUGAUGUUUUAUUCAAAAUUUUGACAGAAAAACAAAUAAAUUAUUUAAUUGAAAUUUCAAGUCUAUCUUUAUUAAGAGAUGACAUCCAAUUCAUUGAAUUUGAGCAAUCAUGUCUCAUUAUUGCGAUUUUCCAAUCAAAAAACAUAAAAAUUCCUGGAAUUGAAAAGAUUUUUGAAAAAUCUCUUCCAGAACAUCUCAAAAUCUUCACUUUCAAGCUGACAACUAACUUUAAUGACUUGAUACCAAUUGAAAAUGACUCAUUAUCCACAAUAAACUCAAAAAUCGACGCAAUUUCAUUUUAUCUCCAAAAAAAUCCAGAAAAUUUCAAAGAUUUAAUCAAAGGAUUUGACAUUUUCAUUGACUAUCUUGACAAAUCAAGUGAAACAUUCACACAUUGCGUUGAUUCAUUGAUUCCUUUUUAUUCUGAAAUGAAAUCAGAAAUUUUUGACAACAAAGACAUAAAUUUGAGAUAUUUCAAAGCCUUAGAUAUCAUACUAACCACGAAAACAAAGAACUGGGUCCAACAAAACAAAGUUGUUUCAUUUUUGAGUAAAAUUCCAAAUAAUUUUGGCGAAAAGUUGAUAAAAGGAUUUGAGAAACGGAGAAUUUACUAUUUAAUGGAAGCGACAUUAAACAAACAGAAGAAUUUAUCAAAAUCUGCAGUUGAAAUUUUGUCAAAUGUGAUAUCUUCAAAAAAUCUUAUAGAUGUGAUUGAUUUCAUCAUACAUUCAGAUAUAAUCAACGCUCAUGAGCUCCAUUGCUGUCUAAACGUUGUAAACAAACUUUCAGAAAAAUUUGGAAUUUCAAAAUUUGUUUGUUUAGAGCCAAUCUUUACGGAAUCGUUUCUUAUGAAUCCAUCCAUUAGUGUUUCUGCAAGUUAUUUCAAGUUUUUCUCAGAAAUUGGAAAAUUUGAUUCUUCAAUUUUCUCGAGAUCUAAAGAUUUACUUGCGAAACUCCUCAAAUCAUAUAUAGGAACAGACCUAGGCCUUGACCAAGAAAAUUUGUCCUAUGAUUUGCCUCCUUUGAACACUUUACUCAAUACUGACAUUUUAAGUCAUAAAUUAGGAGAGGAAAAUUUAUAUUUUGAGUGCCUUAGAGAGUCAUUGACGCUUGUUACGCGUGCAAGCAACUAUGAUACGUCAUUGCUACAGCCUUGCUUGAUACUUACGCGACUAUUUCCGACAAUUUGUUUUGAAUAUUUUAUGAAAUAUCCGAAAACUACCGAAGAACUCAAAGCAAAGAUAAAGGAUAUACUGACAACAGCUAAUACAAUAUCAUUGGCCGCAAAAGCAGCAGCUGCGGCUAAAAAAUUUGAGCUAAAUGACGAAAAUACCAAAAAUUGUAUCGACCAAUAUCUCCAAAACUAUGAAAUACAUGAUGCAAGAGACUUAUAUAACUUCUAUUUGUAUGUUGAUAAGGAUAUUAUUAGCUAUUUGUCGAAAUUAGACCAGAAAAAUACUUGUUUAUUUGAAUUUCUCUCUGAUUCGAAGCUCUCUGGAGCAGAUUUCACUGAUAAGAUCUACUACGUGAAGAACUUUGACUUCCAGGACUGGCCAGUCGAAGAUAAAGAAUUUUAUAAUUAUAUUCAACAGAAUAUACAGACAUUGAUAGACUCAAAGACACCAAUAAUCAUAAACAAACAGUUAGAUGACUGCCAUUUGAGAUUUAUUGGUGAAUUUCCCGAAUUAUUCAAACAAAUUUCGGUUGAUGAGAAAUUUAGCUACCAAAGGACAUUCAAGGGUGUAUCAACAGAAGAUUUAGCCAUGGAAUCUUCAAUUACUCCUUCAAUAAUUCAAAAUGAAAUUAUUGAUGAUGUUUCUUUGUUGAAAUCAUUCUGUUUAUACUCAGAUUUGAAGGUUGAAGAUGAUAUUUACAAUGCUAUUUGCCAACUUUUGGUGAAAUAUAAUUUAUAUAAUUUAUUAUUCGAGUAUUCUGUCAAAUUUAACCGUGAAAUACCCAAAGAAAUACUUAGUGAAAUAGAUUUGACUUGUUUGGACGACGAUACACUCAUAAAUCUCGGAAAUUAUUAUUAUAAUUUGCCGAAAAAGCCUCAAAUCCUCAAAGAUUUCUACAAGAGCUUAGCUGUUAAGUAUUCCAACCCAUUAUUACACAUGAAACGCAACAAAACAGCUAGGGCAGUCGUUAAUUUCAAUCCACAACGCGCUUUGGAUUCUUUCAUUGCCAAUUUCAAGCCGACCACGAAAAACGUGAAGUCACUGAUUUUCUUCGACCAAUUAUACGGUCAUUCAAUAGAUAAGGAAUAUUCAGUGAUAGACAAGCUCACGACGUACGAAUACGAUGAUGAAGAAGACUUUAAGCUUGUACUAUAUGUUCUGAGGUAUUUCAGAUCAUUUGUGUCCUUUUCUCAGUCAUUAUUAAAUUCAAUUGAAUCUUCUUUGUUGAAUGCUAAGAAUGCUGCACAAUUAAAUGAAGUAAGAGGUAUUAUAUCAUAUUUCCCAGCAAAGCAGUACUUGCAAGGCUUCGCAAGUAAUUAUAAAAAUUUAAACAACCUUUUCGUUGAAGGAUACUCUAAAAUUGAGUCCGCAACGUAUGAUAUGAUAAAAUGGAACUUAUAUCUGCAGAUUCCAUCCCAAAUCAUCUCAGUUUUGAGGAGUUUGAAGUCAAUUUCUAAUAAUUACGUUUUUGGUCAGACUUAUUGGGCCACCAUCCAAUUAAUCCAAAACUUUGUUCCAAGAAAUAUUAUUCUCCUUCAAGAAUAUGCAAAGUUUUUGCUUUAUUUGGAGUCAUCUGAUAAUCCACCAAAAGUUUAUGGGCAAUACAUCAAACCAGCGGCCAUAACGUUCCGAAAUAACCUGAAACUCGAAACAGAGAAGGAGUUAUUCCAUUUAUUCGAUGAUCCAAAACAAAAUAUUCAAGAUUCUUCUGACAAACCAGCUCUGAUGAAAGCAAACAACUAUUUCAUGAAGGGAAUUUCACUUCCUCCACAUACGAACCUCUCAGAAGAGCUUUUAACCGAAAUGGGGACAAUGGGAGCUGCUUAUUUCGUUAUCGGACUAGCGAACAACUUGAACUCACAUUUCUUUGAUUUAUAUAUUGUUUUGGCAACAAUUAUUCGAAGAAUGACAAGAGAAGAAUCUGUCGCAUUUCGGAAUAUAUCGAAAUCACAGAUUCUACCCGGAAUGACUAAUAAACAAAGGCAACACUCAAUUGAGCUGCUUUUGGAAGGAAAAAGAAAGUCAAGAUUGGCAGGUGCUGCUGAAGCUGCUUCUAUCGACUCUAUAAAAUAA